AUAAAGAUCUUGACAAGCUCUUAUCUCUCUUAAAAAGUCCAGAGAAGCAAACUGGUUGGACAGAAAUUUGUAGAAAACAGUUCUGCAAAGUCAUGAAAGCCAGACCGGAUGUCAUCAGUGGAACAAUUUUGGCAGGAGUAAUUGAAAAGUUCGUGUCACAUCUUUCUGAAAGCCGAUCGGAUUGUUAUUUCAGCACGGGAAACUAUAAAGCCAUGGAUGCAGAUGUGAAGAAUGAAAGCCUUUCAUCAGUGCAGCAGCUUGGUGUUGAAAUGACAGUCAGAUAUGGAAAAUAUCUAAACUUGCUAAAAGAACAUGCUGAAAAUGGGCUGUGCUUUGUGUUAAUGAAUUGUGAGAAAUUUCUGAAACAACAGCAAAGAACUGUGGAAUCCUCACUUUGCUGCUUGCAGGAGCGCUGUGCUGGCUAUGACUGGUUUGCCUCUUCUGUCUUCCUCAUGAUGUCAGGGGAUGGGGAGAAGACACUGACGUUUCUUCAGCGAUUUUCACGUCUUCUUGUUUCAGCAUUUCUCUGGCUACCGAGACUGCAUCUAUCUAUGCACCUGCCUAUUACCACAGUGGAAUCUGGCAUCCAUCCAGUCUAUUUUUGCAGUGCUCACCACAUUGAAAUGUUGCUGAAAGCUGAGUUGCCACUUGUCUUUUCAGCCUUCCACAUGUCUGGUUUCGCUCCGUCCCAGAUUUGUCUGCAAUGGAUAACUCAGUGUUUCUGGAAUUACAUGGACUGGAGUGAGAUCUGUCACUACAUUGCUAUAUGUAUUUUCCUUGGUCCCGAUUAUCAAAUAUAUAUGUGUAUUUCUGUGUUCAGACACCUACAGCAAGACAUCCUGAAGCACACUGAAGCCCAAGAUCUCCAGGUUUUUCUUAAAGAAGAAGCACUCCAUGGAUUUCGAGUGAGUGAUUAUUUAGAAUACAUGGAAAGCUUGGAGGCGAUCUACAGACCUAUGCUGCUGAAAGACAUGAGGAACAUAAGAGUGCAGAAUACAUAG
Messenger RNA from Leptosomus discolor (cuckoo roller), 1001 nucleotides. NCBI's taxonomy places the organism in Eukaryota, Metazoa, Chordata, Aves, Leptosomiformes, Leptosomidae. The record is from RefSeq and is a predicted model, not a curated record.